AGCCCCUGGCCCAAGUCCUUGGGGCUCUGCGCCAGCCGCCUGGCUACAGCGCGGGUGGCAUGCCCGCCGCGGUGGCCAUGAGCGCCGCCAUGGCUCCGGCGGGCGCCCUGGCGGUGGCUGCGGAAAGCACGCCGCGGCCGCGUUGGGCCCCGGAGCCCAGGGCCGCCCCCGCCGCCGCGGCCGCCGCGGCGGCCGCGGCGCCGGCGCUGACGCCCACCGGCCCAGCCAGCUCGGCGGCGCCGCGUUUGGCGCCCGCCCUUCUGGGCGCCCUUGCGGCGCGCUGGGCUGGCCAGAGCCGCGCCGCGCGCAAGCGACCGCGGGUGGUGGCCAGGCGGGCAAAGGCGUGGUCAGACAUCUCGAGGAUGCUGGGCUCGCAGGAGGUGGGCGAGCGCGGCGAGGAUGUGGACUUCACCGCUCCACCGCCGGGGGGCGCCGCCGCCGCCGACGCGGCCUGGUUCGCCACGGGGAACAAGGGCAAGAGUGUCAGACGACCCCCAGCCGGCAUCUGGCGCGCGCUUUGUUCGGUGCGGCCCAAGGCUGAGUCUCCUUUCAGGGAGCUGUCCCCGACGCACGCGCGCGCGGCCCUGGACGCCCUGCGCUCUGGCGCCGCGCAGGGGGCCGCUGAGGCGCAGCCAGCCCAGACCCUCAGGGAGGAGCUGGGUGACGACGCGCUGUUCGACGACCUGCGGGCGCAGGCGCGCGAGCUGCGCGGGGUUGUGGCCGCAGCGCCGCCCGAUGAGGUGCUGGAGGAGCGGGUGUGGGGCUUCCUGGCAGGCUUCUGGGCCUCGAUGACCGCACACGGGCCCUCCCGCCAGAGGACGUACGAGCUGUCCGUGCUGCUGGGCGGCCUGCUGGCUCAGGUACCGGACGAGGCCUUGCGGGCUGCCUUCAAGAUGUCCCUGGUGCAGAUGGCCAAGCCCGACCAGGCGCCGCUGGUGGGCGGCACGGGCGCCAAAGCCGCGGGGGCGCCCGCGGAGGCCUGCGUGGCCGCGGAGCUCGAGCGUUUGGCAGGCGAGCUUGAGGACGGCGGGCUGCCAGAGGACGAGGUCGAGGAGCGUCUGCAGCGACUCCUGCAGCUGCUCGCUGGCCCGUCAGCGCGCCAGCUGGCGCGCGGCUGGAGGCUGCCGCCGCCGGCGCCGGCGCUGGCGGCGCGGUGCCUGGCUGCGGCGGCGGGAGCGAGGCUGUCGCUGCUGGAGGAGCCGAAGGGCUUCGGGGUGCUCUGCCGGACCCUGAGCCGCCUGGGCCCGGAAGACGUGGCCGCGGCCGGCCUCUGGGGCGUGCUGUCGGGCGCGAGCUUCAGGGUUCGGGUGGCGCUCUUCGAGGCUCUCGCGGGCGCGCCCGCCCGCCCGCCCCUCGAGGCGCCCGCUGGCGGCGGUGGGGCAGGAGCAGCGGGUUCACCUGUCGCCACCGCGCAGGAGCAAUUCGCCCCGCUGGACUCGUGGAGCCGAUUUGGCGCGAGCGCAGGGGACGUGCUGUCGGCCUGCCUCGAGUACGCCGCCGCUGGCGGGGCAAGCCUGCUGGAGCAGGAGAAGCCCUACUCCAUCGACAUCAAGCUGCCCAGGGUCCCCCGCACGAAGAGGGCUUGGGCGAGGAAAAGCACCAAGUACAGGGACACCCCAUGGUGGGGAACGGUUAUAAACCAGGGCGAGACCCUCCGCUUCGCGAAGCAGGGCCACGAGCUUCGCAGGAAGCCGUGGCUGGUGCCAGAGCCGCAGACGGGGCCAGCCUGCCCGGCACCAGCGGAAGAUCCCGCAACGACUCUGGCGGCUGACCUCUCGCGCGUGGAGCGCCUCGUUGGGCUGCUGGCGAUCGCCGGGGCGCUUGAGGAGCUGGAGCCUUGGCAGGCGCAGCAGCUGCUCGGCGGGCUCGGCUCGCGGCUGGGCGCUGCAGCGACGCAGGUGUCGAACUGCCUGUUGCGCGCCGCGAGGAAAAAUCCGCAAGAGUAUGGGGUUGCUCAGCUGUUCCCCCUGGCUCGGGCGUUGCCGACCGAGGUCAGGGGGGAGCACUGCCCCGCUAUCGUGCACGCGCUGCUGGCGCGGUGGGAGGCCCUGCGUCCAGAGGCCCUGGCGGUGGCGCUGCUGCCGCUGGCGGACGAGCUCACGGACGCGCCGGAGGCCUUGACCAGUGCGCUCGCCGAAGCCGUGGCGGCGAGCCAAUCUGGGCUGCUGGGCAGGGUGCCGCGAGGCAGGCUCGGGGCUGUCGUCGAGGCCUGGUCGCGGAGCGCGCUCCUGCCAGCACCCCUGCGGGCGAUGCUCGCCCGAGGCCUGGAGCAGCAGUUGUUGACGCUGACCGUGGGGCAGAUGAUCGCCGCGUCGAAGCUGCUCCUCGAGGACUGGUCGUCCGGCCCCCCAGGCGGUAGACCCCCGCUGGUGGCCUGGUGGCGCGCCUGGGUGGAUAACGCGCUGGCCGACAAGGUCGCGCGUUGGACCCGCGCCAGCGAUGCUCUGCGAGAGGUAGGUGCGUGGGCCGCGCGCGCGUCCUCGGCGCCGUCGCUGGCCAGCGGCGGCGCUGGCGCGGAGGCGCGGCUGGCGCGCGAGGUCCGCGCGGAGGCCUUGAUACUGCCCAUCUGCGAGGGGGCGGUCUCUGCCAGGCAGGCGACGGGCGCCCAGCCCCCGCUCGAGUUGCUCAUGGAGCUGCUGGAGCUGCGGGAGCUGACGCUGGCGCCAGCUUCCGAGCUCGGGGGGCGUCUCGUCGAGGCCGUCGAGGUGCGGGUGGACACCCUGCUCGCGCAGGGCACGCCGGCCCUGCCGCUCGGCGUCGCCCUCCGUGUGGCGAAGGGCCUCACCCCGGCGGGUUGCAAGCCGGGGUCCCUGCGGUGGCACGGCGCGGUGGCGGCCAUCGUCGUAGGGCUGAAGACGAAGCGGGACCUCGAGUUUUUCGUCGCGAGUCGUCCUCCGAAGCUCCUGUGGGACGCCGUCGCAGCGCGGGUGCAGGGCGAUUGGCGCGGCCUUGAGCUCCGGUUUCGCCAGCGCGGCUGAGCCGUGACAGGCUUCGUCCCUUUUCACUCCAAGGAGGAGGAGG
Messenger RNA from Prorocentrum cordatum, 3021 nucleotides. NCBI's taxonomy places the organism in Eukaryota, Dinophyceae, Prorocentrales, Prorocentraceae. The record is from the annotation of a GenBank genome assembly.